AUGACCAAAAAUUCUGAUGCAAAAAACAUCAAAUCCGAGCAAUCUAUAGUAAUUGUAGACGACGACAUGGUAAUAGAAGACGACGAAGAAACCAAACCCCCCCUAGACACAAAAACCAUCAAAAUCCCAUGCUUCAAAUGCAACCUGGUAUUCCCUAUGGAUGAAUUCCCCAAUCACCAAGCCACUCAUAAAAUUACAACAACUCAACAAGAAAUCAACUGCACCGAAUGCGGCAUGGCUUUCGACACAAUCGACAAUCUGAUGAAUCACAUGAAAGUUUUGCACUUUUCCAUGUGGACUAUGUAUCAGUAUUACAACCCUUGGAACCAAAUGGCCAUGCAAAUGGCUACGCAAAUGUUUGAGCCGAACGUCUGCGUUGAGCCGCCCAGACGUUGGGCUGAUGUUGACAGGCAUAGACGUAGACGUUCGCCAUCGCAUAGAAGACGCCAUUAUCAUCAUCAUCAUCAUCGUGGACAUCGUCAUAUGAACAGACGAUCACCUAAACGUAGAAGACGUUCACGUUCAAGAGAUAGACGGUGUAUGAGGAAACCACCUUCGACUAGUCCGUCUUCAUCUGAAUCACCAAUAUUUAUUUUAGAUUCAGAUGAGGAUAAUGAAUUUGAUGGUGAUAAAGAGGGUGAUAAAUGGGUUGUAGCAGAUUCUGCAUAG
Ceutorhynchus assimilis (cabbage seed weevil) is the source of this 669-nucleotide messenger RNA. The record is from the annotation of a GenBank genome assembly. NCBI's taxonomy places the organism in Eukaryota, Metazoa, Arthropoda, Insecta, Coleoptera, Curculionidae.